This is a messenger RNA of Fraxinus pennsylvanica, 2574 nucleotides long. The record is from the annotation of a GenBank genome assembly. NCBI's taxonomy places the organism in Eukaryota, Viridiplantae, Streptophyta, Magnoliopsida, Lamiales, Oleaceae.
AUGAUGGGGCAAAACAAAUGCAGCCUAUUCCUUCUUUUGGUUUCUAUAUUAUUUUUCAACUUGGAAAACAUUGUUCUGGCAAAUGAAGAUGCUAAAAUCCAAGUUUAUAUUGUUUAUUUGGGAGAAAGAAAACACGACGACGUGGAGCUCAUUACUUCUUCCCAUCAUGAUAUGCUUGCUUCUAUUCUUGGAAGUAAACAAGCAUCGGUCGACUCGAUGAUACACAGUUACAGACAUGGCUUCUCUGGAUUUGCAGCCAAACUGACAGAAUCUCAAGCACAAAGUAUUGGAGAGUUACCGGGUGUGGUUCAUGUCCUACCUCAUAGCUUUUACAAGGUGCAAACAACAAGGAGCUGGGAUUACCUUGGUCUCUCUCCUUAUUCUCGAGCAAAUCUCUUAUAUGAUGCCAAAAUGGGAGAUGACAAUAUGAAUGCAUGCAAAAUGAUGGGGCAAAACAAAUGCAGCUUAUUCCUUCUUUUGGUUUCUAUAUUAUUUUUCAACUUGGAAAACAUUGUUCUGGCAAAUGAAGAUGCUAAAAUCCAAGUUUAUAUUGUUUAUUUGGGAGAAAGAAAACACGACGACGUGGAGCUCAUUACUUCUUCCCAUCAUGAUAUGCUUGCUUCUAUUCUUGGAAGCAAACAAGCAUCGGUCGACUCGAUGAUACACAGUUACAGACAUGGCUUCUCUGGAUUUGCAGCAAAACUGACAGAAUCUCAAGCACAAAGUAUUGGAGAGUUACCGGGUGUGGUUCAUGUCCUACCUCAUAGCUUUUACAAGGUGCAAACAACAAGGAGCUGGGAUUACCUUGGUCUCUCUCCCUAUUCUCGAGCAAAUCUCUUAUAUGAUGCCAAAAUGGGAGAUGAUGUUAUAAUUGGUGUCUUUGACACAGGAAUAUGGCCAGAAUCCGAAUCAUUUAACGACAAAGGCUUGGGGCCAAUUCCAUCAAGGUGGAAGGGCUUCUGUCAGUCUGGACAGAACUUUGAUCCAGCAACACACUGCAACAAUAAAUUGAUAGGAGCUCGUUACUUCAUAGAUGGUUUUCUUGCUGCAAAUGGAAAAACAUUCAAUGCUACAAAAAUUAACGAUUAUCUGUCUGCAAGAGAUUCAGAUGGACAUGGAACACACUGUGCCAGCACAGCAGGUGGCUCUUUUGUAAAUAAUGCAAGUCUUAGUGGACUUGCCCUUGGUACAGUUCGGGGAGGGGCACCGAAAGCCCGGGUGGCCAUGUAUAAAGUUGGUUGGGAGGGUGGGGAAGUCUCAUCUGCUGACAUUCUAAAAGCCUUUGACGAAGCAAUUCAUGAUGGUGUUAAUGUAUUAUCAAUAUCGUUGGGUAUAGAUUUGCCCCUGUACCCAGAAGUUGACAAGCGUGAUGUGAUUUACUAUGGCUCAUUCCACGCUGUUGCCAGUGGGAUAAUAACAGUAUGUUCAGGGGGAAAUUCAGGGUCAGCUGCUGGAACAGUAGAGGAUGUGGCACCUUGGAUAAUUACUGUUGCAGCUAGUACUAUGGAUAGAUCAUUUCCCACAACCAUCGUGCUAGGAAACAAUCAAAAGUUCACGGGUCAAUCAAUGUACGUAGGAAAGGACACUGGCUUUGUCGAAUUGUUUUACAAAGAUAGAAACGAUCUAGAAGACCAGCGAUAUUGCGAAGAUAUAUCUUCGAAUGAUACAUGGGUAGCUGGAAAGGUGGUACUCUGCUUCACUUUAGAAGCAGAUGAGGGAGGCAUAAAGGAAGCUCAGGCUAAUGUCCUCAAGGCUGGUGGCUUGGGGCUUAUUGCGGCCAAACUAAACUUCAAAGCCUUGUCUUUAUAUUAUGAUACCACUCCAUGCAUUCAAGUGACAUUUGAAACCGGAACUCAGAUACUGAAUUACAUUCGCUCCACGAGUGACCCUAAGGUACGUUUGAAACCGACCAAAACUUACACUGGUAAAUAUGCCUCAACCUAUGUGGCAUCUUUCUCAUCUCGUGGUCCUAAUUCUCUUGCCCCAGCAGUACUAAAGCCUGACAUAGCAGCCCCAGGAGUUGAUAUAUUAGCAGCAUAUGUACCCUCUGAAGACAACCUAAGGGGAUAUGCCUUUGAAAGUGGAACGUCCAUGGCAACACCUCAUGUGGCAGGAAUUGCUGCUUUGCUUAAGUCUAUGCAUCCCAAUUGGUCUCCGGGUGCCAUUAAGUCGGCACUCAUCACAACAGCAUGGACAACAGACCCCUAUUCUGGAGAGCCAAUUUUUGCUAGGGGAGAUAUAACAAAAAUUGCUGAUCCAUUUGAUUAUGGAGGUGGAGUUACUAACCCAAAUGGAGCAAGAAAUCCUGGACUUGUAUAUGACAUGGGAACCCAAGAUUAUAUAAACUAUCUCUGCGCCAUGGGUUAUAACGAGUCUUCCAUCAAACAUCUUGCAGGCAAAAGCUCACCGUGUCAUGGUGGCUCUGCCAGUCAUUCUAUUCUUGACAUAAACCUUCCUUCCAUCACAAUUCCAAACCUCAAAGGUUCAGUCACUCUGAAAAGAACAGUUACAAAUGUGGGAAAUGCCAACUCCAAAUACCAAGCAAUUGUUGAUCCUCCUCGAGAUUACCACUGA